UGACUAAGAUUUAGCAAGAAGGAGAACUUUUUCGGUCUUACCUGUCUGUCCAGUUUUUUAUUACCUUCCCAGGAAGACAGAGAGUAGAUUGUUUCAGCUUUUGAAUCUGUUCACUUGUCCUUAGAAACACAAAGGGGGAUUGUUGCAGAGUUUUAUAAACAGAUUAUUACUUUUUGCUGAACAAGGACGCUAUCAGUUUUGUUUGAUCACUGUUUUUGUGGUUGGACAUUGCAGAGACAGGAGCUGGACAUAUUUAUAGGGAAGGAUGAGCAGUUUUCUGUACUUCAUCCUCCCAGCUCUGGGUGGAUACGCUCUCACCUCGGUGUACCUGCUGAAGAACCCACUCAUUCUCCACAGGAGGAAACGCACAGCCUUUUACUGCACACACAUCUCACACAGAGGAGGAUGUGGAGAGAGGAUAGAAAGCACGAUGGAGGCGUUCACAAAUGCGGUGGAGCAAGGCACACACAUGCUGGAGAUGGACUGCCACCUGACGAACGAUGGACACGUGGUGGUGUCACACGAUGAAAAUCUGCUAAGGCAGACCGGCCACGACGUCACCAUCUCCUCACUCAAGCUACAGGAUUUGCCUGUAUAUAAGGAGAGACUGGAGAUGACAUUUUAUGCAGGUCGCUACAGCAGCGGUGCAGACAGGAAGUUUGCUCUGCUCGAGGACGUGUUCAGGAAGUUCCCUGAGAUGCCUGUCAGCAUUGAGAUCAAAGAGAACAACCACCAGCUGAUAGAAAAGGUAUCUGACUUGGUGAGACACUACAACAGGGAGGAGAUCACUGUCUGGGCCUCCGUGAACUCCAGCAUCAUAAAGGAAUGCCGCAAAACGAAUGGCUCCAUGCCGUUCAGCUUCUCUAUGAACCGAGGUGUGCUGCUUCUGCUCCUCUUCUACAGCGGCCUGCUGCCCUUUGUGCCGCUGGAGGAGAGUUUACUGCAGUUCUACCUGCCGCGCAUCAUCAACAGGACGUUCAUCCCUGAGAACCGCAUCCUGAAGAACAGACUGGUCAUCGCUUUGUUAGAAAAAGUAACAAUGAGGAAGAGCCUUUUUAAACACCUUGCAGCCCGUGGAAUUCAGGUGCAUUUGUUUGUGUGCAAUGAAGAUGAAGACAUAAAGGCUGCAUUUGAAGUGGGGGCCACAGGGGUGAUGAGUGACUAUCCGACUCUCUUGACAAGCUACCUCUGCAGAAACAGAAGUCAGGAUUGACCCAGCACACGUCCGCACAUGACAACAAUUAAUAAACUCAUCACAUGGAAAUGAUGAAUGAGGAUUGUGUACACAAAAAGACUGUGAAAGUGUCCGACACAUUUCCUCAAUCGUGACAAUAUCAGUGGAUGAGCUGUUCAUUGUUCACUGUUGAUUUGAAUUAUCUGCAGUCAGUUCAAUCAGUCAGUCAGACACAGACAGAAACAGUCAUUGAGUUUUCUCAGCAACAACUCUAACGGUGCUGGAGGGAUUUUACUUGAUUUUUCUUUUUUUUUUCUUUAUUACUGCAAUGAGACACAGUACAGACAUAGGCGUAAUCAAAUAUAAUACAGACAAUAACACGAAACACUUAACAAACAGAGGUUAUGAUUUGUAAUUGGUGCAUAUUUUUAGUUGUUUAUGGGAGAACAACACAUACACAUACAUAUACACAUGUCAUAUUAGGAGCCUAUGUGUUUCUGUUCCUGUAUGAAAGUGUGUUGUUGUGUGUCGAGUAUUCAUAUUUGCAUGGGUGUGACCAGAGGAAUGUGCAGGUAUGUGUGAGGAGGAGGAGGAGGAAGAGGAGGAAAAUAAAGAAAGAAUCAAAUGGGAAAAAAAAGAAAAAGUGGUGAAAAGGAAAAUACAUAUAUGUGCACAUACACACAUUAUGUAUGUGUGUAUUUAAUAUAACAGAUAUAUCAACAGCGUGGGUUUUACAGGGCUUCACUGCAGUUCUUCUUUAUCUUUUCUUAUCUUUAUCUUACAGGUGUUAUUGCCUUGGGCUGCCCCCAAACCCUCGCAAUGAUAAUGAUAUUUAUGUUCAAGAAAACAGGGAGUUUAUCUAAUGAGUGGUGAUGAAUAACUGAAUAGUUGAUGACAACAACAACUCAAGGCAACAAUAGAUAAUGAUAAACAAAGAUGUGGAGAAAGAAGACGUGUUGUCUUGUUGGUUGUAAUUGAAUCCACUUAAGAGUUGGAGUUGGUUUGCCAAUAAAUAAUGGAAGUAAUGUGGGUUUUUUUGGUUCUCGGUUGCCAAUUUGGUGUAUUGUAUAUCCAAUAAUAUUUGGUGAUUUUGAAGUCUAGGUGAGGGUGGGUUUAAUUGGAAUGAUUGAGAGUUACAUUUAUUUUAGGGACACUUUAACCCUUAAUCGGGCGAGGAACCAUUUAAGGUAACUUCCUUAUGACAGUUUUUAUAACACUCCUAUUGCAUAUUUUGGUGGGGUUUUUUUAUAGGUGAAAUACUAAUAAACACUUCACUGUUAGAGCUUUCUUUCACAAAUAACUCAAAGUGGGCUUGAGCUUGAUUUGUUUUAUGGCUUAUUUAUUACAUAUUUUCAUAGUAUAUGGAUGUGUUAUAUUUCUUUUGCAGCAGCUGUCUGCUCAGUCCUUCUAUGGGAAGAGGAGGCCUGCUGUGCCACAGAUUGCUGUUGUGCCAGCCCACCUACACAUCAUUGACUUUGAUUUGCAGCCUAAAACUGAAACUUUUUUAAAAAGUAAAAAAAGAAAAAAUGUCUUCUUAUAUCCACCAAUAACACUCCAGGGUUAAUAUUUUAAAUGUCCAAGUUUUUCAAUGAGUGCCCAAUGAAGGGUUAAACUUAUUAUAUGCAUGUAUUAUUGGAUGAGUGUUCACCUUUAAUAAACGAUCGGGAUGGAUUAUGGAAAGAAUCAAAGUAAA
This is a messenger RNA of Dicentrarchus labrax (European seabass), 2867 nucleotides long. It is a transcript of the gene gdpd3a, whose product is annotated as glycerophosphodiester phosphodiesterase domain containing 3a. Gene Ontology annotation, molecular function: phosphatidylcholine lysophospholipase A1 activity; phosphoric diester hydrolase activity. The record is from RefSeq and is a predicted model, not a curated record. Lineage: Eukaryota; Metazoa; Chordata; Actinopteri; Moronidae. Gene Ontology annotation, cellular component: endoplasmic reticulum membrane. Bases 266 to 1213 code for a protein of 315 amino acids. The transcript has 10 exons. Gene Ontology annotation, biological process: glycerophospholipid catabolic process.